AUGUCUGAUAACGAAAGCAAGCAACAGAGUGUUGGUAUAGUGGGGGCCGGUUUAGUUGGGUGUCUUGCAGCUUUGGCAUUUGCGGCCAAGGGAUACACUGUAUACAUCUUUGAAUUAAGACCCGAUCCAAGAGAGAACCCAAACCCAAAGAACUUACGUUCAAUCAACUUGGCAGUUAGUGAUCGAGGCAUACGAGCAUUGAAGUAUGUUGAUGAAGAAAUGGCCGAGCGUGUUUUGCAAUAUGUCAUUCCAAUGAAGGGUAGAAUGAUUCAUGAUAUUAGUGGAACCAAACAAGAAUCGCAAAUUUAUGGAUUAUUUGGAGAAUGCAUAAAUUCUAUUGAUAGAUCUUUUCUUAAUAAGGUAAUGUUGGAUGAGAUGACAAGUUCUGAUAAGAUCAAAGUACUUUUCAAUCAGAAGUUGAUCAAAUUGAGUCAACUUACCAAUGAUGACGAAACACCUAAAAUGACCUUCUUAGACUUGAGUAGUAAAAGCGAAGAAAAGAAAAAAGAAUAUGAAUUUGACUUUAUAGUUGGAGCUGAUGGGGCCCAUUCCCAAUUUAGAUAUCAAUUACAAAGAUUUAGUCGAAUGAAUUUCCAACAACAAUAUAUUGAUAUGCAAUAUUUGGAACUUUGCAUUCCACCUAAUCCUAAUUCAAAAGAAGAUAAUACCAUAUUUUCAAUUGAUCCAAACCACCUUCAUAUAUGGCCAAGACAUAACUUUAUGCUCAUUGCUCUUGCAAAUCAAGAUGGGUCAUUUACAUCUACAUUUUUCAGUCCUUGGUCCGUGAUUGAAAGCUUAAAAUCGGCCGAUGAUUUUGUUGAAUUCUUCCGAUUCAAUUUCCCCGAUGCCUAUCAAUUGAUGGGGGAAGAAAGUUUACGUUAUAGUUUUGAUCAUCAACCUCGUGGUUCUUUAAUGCAAGUCACUGCUUUUCCUUACCACAGUCCUAAUGGCCGAGCAUUGAUAAUUGGUGACGCUGCUCACUCUAUGGUUCCUUUCUACGGUCAAGGUAUGAAUUGUGGAUUCGAAGACGUUCGUGUUUUAAUGGAGUUAAUUGACUCCAAUAAUCAUGACGUAAAAGCCUGUUUCAAACAAUACUCUCAAGACCGUCAUCAAGAUUUAUUAACCAUUUGUAAAUUGGCCUUAGACAAUUACUAUGAAAUGUCCUCCAAAGUUACUAGCCCGCUUUAUCUUUUCAGGAAGAAAAUUGAUUACUUCUUAGGUAAAUAUGCCAGUGGCCGUUUCCUUACAUGGAUUCCAAUGUACUCUAUGAUUUCAUUCAGAGGAGAUAUCGGGUAUUCUGAUGCAGUCAAAAUCGAAAAGAGACAACGGAGAAUAUUGAAUAACAUCCAGAACGGGACCCUUGGUGCAUUAGCCAUCUUUACUGCGGUGAAAGUGGCCCAAUAUUGGCAUAAACUCAAGAACUAAUACAUUUCCUCAAUAGGGCCUACUUCUCAAUUUGUAGUUGGUUAUACUUUAGCUCAUGUUACCGAAUUAUACAUUAGUUUAUAAAACCUUAUUAUACCUUAUACUUUAUUGCAACCAAUAUUAUUGAACCGCGUGCAUUUACCAAUAAUAUAUGAUAUUAACUUCCAACCCGUACAUUCUUUUUUUUGGAACUUUGGCCCGUGCACCAUAUAUGGUCGUGCGCGCAUGCCCAAUUAUUCAUUCGUUCAUCGAAAAACUUUUGGGUGAGUUUUGUGUAAUUAAAAAAUUCAAUUCUUUUUUUUUUUUUU
This is a messenger RNA of Hyphopichia burtonii NRRL Y-1933, 1733 nucleotides long. It is a transcript of the gene BNA4, whose product is annotated as kynurenine 3-monooxygenase. NCBI's taxonomy places the organism in Eukaryota, Fungi, Ascomycota, Pichiomycetes, Serinales, Debaryomycetaceae. Gene Ontology annotation, biological process: quinolinate biosynthetic process; L-tryptophan catabolic process; NAD+ metabolic process. The transcript has a single exon. Bases 1 to 1425 code for a protein of 474 amino acids. Gene Ontology annotation, molecular function: kynurenine 3-monooxygenase activity; NAD(P)H oxidase H2O2-forming activity; FAD binding. Gene Ontology annotation, cellular component: mitochondrial outer membrane. The record is from RefSeq and is a predicted model, not a curated record.